This is a messenger RNA of Ostreococcus tauri, 831 nucleotides long. RefSeq names its product Domain of unknown function DUF4033. The transcript has a single exon. Bases 1 to 831 code for a protein of 276 amino acids. The record is from RefSeq and is a predicted model, not a curated record. Lineage: Eukaryota; Viridiplantae; Chlorophyta; Mamiellophyceae; Mamiellales; Bathycoccaceae. Gene Ontology annotation, molecular function: iron ion binding.
AUGCGCGUUCGUUUCGCCUCGACGUCCACGCGCGCGCACACGAGCGCGCGAGAAGAGCGACGCUGCGACCGUCGCGCCGCGCCCGUCGCCCGCGCGUCCGCGAGUGAGACGUCGUCAUCGUCAUCGUCAUCAGCGGAGACGGUUCGAUUUGGAAUCCUUCGAGGAAGCAGCGCGACGUAUCGCGACGACGUCACCGAGUACGAGGACGGUGUCCUAGACGCGGUGGCGAUCGAGCUCUUCAACGCCAAGCUGAACGCGGUCGUGGGGGCGCGGGAGGAGGGAGAAGACGGCGAACGCCUCCGCGGGUUCGCGCGCUUGGUGCGCCUGGCGGAUAAAUUAUCCGACGGUCGAGGGGUCGUCGAACAGCGAGACGCGGUCACGCGAGCGCUGCUGAGCAUUAUACCCGCGCCCGUUCGGUGGGCGUUUAAGAGAUUGAUCGAACCGGCGACGUGGGUCGAUGAGAUGAACGCGAAGGUCACGAGAGAGGCGUUCGCGUGGUUGGUCGGACCGUGCGAGAUCGUCCCGAGAGAGAGCGACGGCGCGAUGGCGAGCGUGAAACUGAAAAAGUGCCGGUACUUGGAGCAGUGCGGAUGCGCGGCGUCGUGCACGAACUUUUGCAAGAUUCCGACGCAGAGAUUUUUCAAGGAGGCGUUCGGCGUCGACGCGAGACUCGAUCCCAAUCACGAGGACGGAAGCUGUAUGAUGACUUUCGGCGUCAAGCCGGACGUCGUGGACGCCGCGUUCGCGGCACCGUGUUACGCGACGUGCGCGAAGAGCUGCGGGACGAGCGAUGAGCCGUGCCAUCGAUUGGGGAAACAGCCCGAGUUUUAA